Molecule: messenger RNA, 629 nt
Organism: Pollicipes pollicipes
Lineage: Eukaryota; Metazoa; Arthropoda; Thecostraca; Pollicipedomorpha; Pollicipedidae
Product: innexin inx3-like
Exons: 2
Coding region: 180-629 (149 amino acids)
Biological process (GO): phototransduction
Cellular component (GO): plasma membrane; gap junction
Molecular function (GO): gap junction channel activity
Source: RefSeq, a predicted model, not a curated record
GAACGAUAGAGCUUCGCCUCGUAUCGCUAGGACCGUUCUUGCAGUGAAGCAGUGGUCCUCAGUCCUCAGGGCGUCCACGAGUGGAGCGGCUAGGCGUUACGUGCUUCUUCUCGGGCGUUUGAUAGGCGCUGGCGCUUGACCAACGGAGGUAACCGUAACGGUCCCUCUCUGGCGCCACGAUGUUGUCCGUGCUGGGUCCGCUCUCGUCACAGACGAAGCUGUUUGCUUCGCGUAACAAGCCGCGCGGUGACAGCUUCGUGUUCCGCCUCCACUAUCGCACGACCUUCGUCUUCGUCAUGGGCAGCUGCUUGAUGGUGACGGCCACCCAGUACCUCGGCGACAAGAUCGCCUGCCUCACCGACAGGGACGCGGUGCCUGAUAGGGUCAUCAAUACGUACUGCUUCAUCUCCAGCACGUUCUCGCUGCCCUCCACCUUCGGCCAGCAGGCGGGUCUGGAAGUGGCCCACAAGGGCCUGGGGCCGUCCACGCCCGACACAGAGACCAAGUACCACAACUACUACAUGUGGGUGCCGUACGUGCUCUUCCUGCAGGCUAUCAGCUUCUACGUGCCCCACUGGAUCUGGAAAAUGGUUCAGACCGACAAGGUCAACAACGUGCUUCAGGUAUGA